GCAGCAAUGCGCCAUUGCCGCGUCUAGUCUGCCUAAUUCAAGGAAGAAGAAGAACAACAACAACAAGACGGAAGCAGUGCAGCGGAAAAGCGUCUGUUAAAUUUCUGUCCACAGGUGUUUCUGUGUCCGCGGUCAGUGUUAUCGGAAUGGCGUCGGUCCCGGUGUAGUGACCUGCCGCGGAACCAGCUGAUAGACCGGACCGCAGUCUGGAGAGGAACAACAUGGCCGACGAAGCUGCUUUCCAGUUUUUACACAACGAAGUGAUACAGUACAUUUACAAGUCAGCUGAGAGCGGAGAGACGGACAAUGGGAGACAUAUCGCCAAACUGGAAAAUAUGGGAUUCAGGGUCGGCCAGGGGCUAAUAGAGAGACUAACAAAAGACACCGCACGUUUCAAAGAUGAGCUGGACAUCAUGAAGUUUGUCUGCAAAGACUUCUGGACCUGUGUUUUCAAGAAACAGAUCGACAACCUCCGGACCAAUCACCAGGGCAUCUAUGUUCUACAGGACAACAAGUUCCGCCUGCUGAGUCAGCUGUCCGCUGGGAAACAGUAUCUGGAACAAGCCCCAAAGUAUCUGUCCUUCUCCUGUGGUCUGGUGAGAGGAGCGCUGUCCAGCCUGGGGGUGAAGAGUAUCGUGACUGCUGAGGUGUCCAUCAUGCCUGCGUGUAAGACAUGCAUCACUCGUCUAUCAUCCAAUCAGAGACAAGAAAAGUGGCUGUAACGUUAAUGGACAAUUGUGCAGAUUCAAUUUCCGUCCACUAAAGGUAAAUUCCAGAUCAUGAUCCAGAAAAUGUAGCCACUAGCUUAGCCACACUAACUCUGCACUCUUCUGCCUUCAUAUGUUCUUGCAUUUUUGUCAUUAAAGGGAAAUGCCUCCAUUUUUCAUCAUUAACAUAUUCUCCUAUUAACUUUAAAUUGCAGUUACAAUUUCAUUUAUGAUUGGCAAAAGUGAGAUUAGACUUCCAGUCUUUAGAGGAGGAGAUUCACACACUGUCAUGAAUAACCCUUUCAAUGCCAUGAUGAAGAUUUCUGAGAAUGAUUUUAUGUUAUCUCUUUUAUAUAAAGUCUGAGUCAUUAAAUGAAUGUGUAAGUAUUCUCAUUAUGGAAGGUCUGUGGCACCCUCUGGUGGCAGAGGUAAAAUGUCAGUUUGAAAUGAUACUAAGUGUUAAUCCAUUUUAAUAAAUGAUCAAAUGUAUUAAAGUAUCACUAAGUUGGUUUGGAUUCAUUGUACCUGUCCUCAAAAAACCUGACUGUUUUUCACAGAUGAGGGGAAAUUAUCCUGGCAAAAUGUGUUUUUUCCACAUGGUAAAACUUCUUUUUUUUUUGUAUUUACUGCUAGUGUCUGUACUCCCAUUUUACUUCUAUUUUAUACACUUAACUAUACAAUGUGGAAAUGCGAUCUGGCUGUGCCGGAUCUCCUCUGAAUGUGCAUCUAUUCACUCUCACAGACAUAAAUUAGAAGACAGCCAGGUGCAAUUUUUUAACAUUUUUUAUUUGAGUUAUGUCACUACUCUAUCUAUAAAGGUUGACUGUAACUUUAUUUCCACAAUCUUUUGCCUUGUGCCUGUUUGCAUACAAGUAAUAAAACUCAGAAAGAA
Messenger RNA from Perca flavescens (yellow perch), 1599 nucleotides. RefSeq names its product trafficking protein particle complex subunit 6B (gene trappc6b). Lineage: Eukaryota; Metazoa; Chordata; Actinopteri; Perciformes; Percidae. Gene Ontology annotation, biological process: endoplasmic reticulum to Golgi vesicle-mediated transport; regulation of GTPase activity. Gene Ontology annotation, cellular component: cis-Golgi network; trans-Golgi network; TRAPP complex. The record is from RefSeq and is a predicted model, not a curated record. Bases 222 to 722 code for a protein of 166 amino acids. The transcript has 6 exons.